Tachysurus fulvidraco (yellow catfish) is the source of this 1791-nucleotide messenger RNA. It is a transcript of the gene tnfaip8l2b, whose product is annotated as tumor necrosis factor, alpha-induced protein 8-like 2b. The coding region runs from base 214 to 774 and encodes 186 amino acids. Gene Ontology annotation, cellular component: cytoplasm. Gene Ontology annotation, biological process: regulation of apoptotic process. The transcript is spliced from 3 exons. Lineage: Eukaryota; Metazoa; Chordata; Actinopteri; Siluriformes; Bagridae. The record is from RefSeq and is a predicted model, not a curated record.
ACAAUUAGUUCCUCAAGGAAGUACAGCUCAGAUUAUCUUGAAACACAGUGUUGAGCAGAUCAGAGAGUUUCUUUGGAACCUUUGUGUAGUUCCAUCCUUGUUUAACAAGAGCAUUGAUUCAAAAAAACCUGGAUGUUGAUCACCUAAGCUGCACAGACAAGGAGGCCAGAUACUUGACAGAGAGGAGGGAGGGAAAGAAAAGAAAAAGCAGAAAUGGAGAACUUUAGCUCCAGAGACUUGGCUAUGAAAGCCCAGAAGAAGCUUCUUAGCAAUAUGGCCAAUAAGUCUGUAGUGCAGAUGUUCAUUGAUGACACCAGCAGUGAAAUCCUGGACGAGCUGUAUCGUGUCUCAAAGGAGUACACAGGGAACCGUGUAGAGGCCCAGAAAGUGAUUAAGAACCUGGUUAAAAUUGUUGUGAAGAUUGCAGUGCUUUUUAAGCACAACCGUUUCAGUGAAGAGGAGCUCCACUUAGCCCAGACCUUCAAGAAGAAAUUACACCAGGGAGCCAUGACAGCUAUCAGUUUCCAUGAGGUUGAGUUCACCUUUGACAAAGCAGUGAUAUCAGAGAUCCUUAACUCAUGUAGAGACAUGAUGCUCAAGCUUGUAGAGACUCAUCUCACAGCAAAAUCCCAUGGACGCAUCAACCAUGUCUUUAACCAUUACUCUGAUCCGGAACUUCUCACCCAGCUGUACAAUCCAGAUGGCCCUUUGAAGCCUCAUCUCAGUAAAAUUUGCAAUGGACUUAGCAAACUGAUCGAAGAGGGCAAAUUAUGAGAGCGCCGUGUCAGUGGGACGCCAAACAGUAUUUCUUUAAAGAGACCAACAAAGUCCUGGACUAGAAAAAUGCAAGCCAUGAAUUAUAUAUUCAGCACACACAGUGAUUAUCUCACUGAUGGCAGUCUCUUUGUUCAAAUUUUUGUAAAUUGUAGUCCACCACUGUUCUCUGUUUAUGAUAAGAAAAUUACAUUUCACAUAAUUGUUUUUCAGCACAGAGAAAUAUUGAUCGUUUUGAAUUUUUAACAGGCAUUUCAGCAAACUUGUUUUGAGGUGAAAAAUUUGAUGAGCUAAUUUUAUCAAUAAGCACUAUAUUUAAAUUUACUUUUCAAUUUUCAUUUUAAUGAACCAUCAAGGUUACACUUAUCUAAAAUUAAAAAAUCUUAGUGACAUGCUUUCCAGUAAAGUAAGAAACAAGGAAAGAGAGAAUAUAUAUAUAUAAGUGUUUAUAUAUAAGGGGUAUCAAUAAAUACCAGCUCUGAAUUGUGUACAAUUUUCUGCCACUGAAAAGGAAUUCAAGUUCUAGUUAAAAUUGGGAAUGAAAAGCUAGCAUUGUAGCUUUUCAUUCCUAAUUUUAACUAGACCUUGAAUUCCUUUUCAGUGGCAGAAAAUUGUACACAAUUCAGAGCUGGUAUUUAUUAAUACCCUACAAUGCUGUAAGAAUGGGGUAUAAUAAAUAUAUCUGUAAAAUUAUGCCUUGGGAAAAACAUUAUCAAAUCAAAGCUCAGUUCCACAUUAGUAAAUCUCUUCACUGCCACCUGGUGUAACGUCAAUUGAACUGUGAUUGAAGUCCCUGUCUGUCCUAAACAUACUAAUGCACAUACAUGCAUUGAUGAUUCUAUAUAAUGUGCUUUUGGUGCCCCAAGUGAAAAUAAGAUAUUUGGAUAAAUCAGCAAUGGUGAUCAAACUGGUUAUUUUAAAAGCCUACAGAUUCUACAGACAUUUUAUACUGAUACACUGAUGAUAUACACUGUAUAUUUCAUACAAUACUGGUUGUAAAUAAACCUUGUGCAUUUA